Dictyostelium purpureum is the source of this 3096-nucleotide messenger RNA. RefSeq lists its product as uncharacterized. NCBI's taxonomy places the organism in Eukaryota, Evosea, Eumycetozoa, Dictyosteliales, Dictyosteliaceae. Bases 1 to 2883 code for a protein of 960 amino acids. The record is from RefSeq and is a predicted model, not a curated record. Gene Ontology annotation, biological process: signal transduction. The transcript is spliced from 4 exons.
AUGAAAGGUAAAAAAUCAUUAACAAACUUUUGGAAAGAUCCACAUCCAUCAACAGCAACAGGCAAUACAGCAAACAAUAGCAAUAACGGCGGCAAUACUAAUACAAAUGGUAGCUCACCAACAAAAGUAAAAGAAGGUCAGGUUUUUGGGAUACCUCUAAAUGAUAUUUUUAAAAGGUAUUCCACUAUUAAUAAUAUACCAAAUAUAGUAUGGCAUAUCACCUCAAACAUUAGAGAUAAUUUUAUGGAUGUCGAGGGAUUAUUUAGAAUACCAGGAUCAAAUACAACACUACAACAAUUAAAAAAAUAUUAUAAUGAAGGAAAAAUACAAAACAAAGAGGAUUUAAAUAUUAAAUGUGCUGAUAUUCAUACACAAGCAAGUUUAUUAAAAUUAUUUAUUAGAGAAUUACCCGAUCCAUUAUUCACAUUUUCAUUAUAUGACUCAUUUUAUAAAAUCACAUUAGUUGAGUCACUUAAAGCAUUAUUAAGUCAAUUACCAAUAGCACAUUAUUCGCUGUUAAAGUAUUUAGCAGAACUAUUAAGAGAGGUUGCCACCCAUUCAGCAAACAACAGAAGGGCAUCAACUAAUUUAGCAAUUGUUUUCGGCCCCACUGUAAUGAGACCCCAACAAGAAGAUAUUGCAAAAAUGAUUGAAGAUGCAAGACAUAUAAAUGGUGUCUUUUUAUUAAUUCUCGAUGAAUAUGAAUAUUUAUUUAAUAACGCAGAAUUACCAUCAUUUGUUACUAGUCCAAACAGUGGAUCUCCUUCAAAUAUUAAAGGUAUAUUAAUAAGUCCAAAUAGCAAUUCUCCAUCACUAGACAACUCCCCUGUAUUAACUAAACAACUAUCAUUCGGAUCAACUAAUCCAAAUAGAAAGGCCGCAAAAUUCUUAAUUACAAAUUAUAAUGAUUUUAUUGUAGAAAAUUCAGAAGAUAUUAGUAAUAACAAUAAUAGCACUAUUGAAAUAAACAAUAGUACUGUAGAAACCACCACAAUACCCAACAGCAUAACACCACAAUUAGAUAAUAAUAACAAUACCCAACAACAACAUACAUCAAAACAACAAUCACAACCAAAUAUGCAACCAAAUCAACCAUUUUUAUCGACUUCACCAAUGAUGAAUAAUCAAAACAAAUUCUCAAUUCUUUUGCCUGUAAAUAAUAAAGAAGGUGCACCAUCAUCACCAAAUCCAUAUAAAACAUUGUCAAUAGUAUCACCAUUACCUCCAGCGUCUCCAAGAUCGUCAUUAACAUUAGAGUAUGAUAUUCAUAAUGGAAACAAUCAAAAUAAUAACGAAUUGAUCCGAAAUUUAAUAAAGAAAACAUGUUCAAUGCUUUUCGAUAAAGAUUUACCAAACAUUCUUACAAGCUCUUUUGAAAUAGUCAAAGAUGAAACAUUUAUACCUGCAUUUGAUACUGCCCAUACCUCUCCUAAUAGUGCCGAUCUUGGCGCUCAAGUUUCACCACGUUUCCUUAGAUCUGCAGGCAAUGAUGUUUCCUCAAGCAACUCCUCACCUCAACUUCGUUCAUUAUUAAAAAAUAAUAUAAAUAAUAAUUUAAAUGGUCUCAAUAACUUACCAACUUUAUUGGGAACCCUACAACAAUCACAACAGCAAUCAUCACCACAAGCCCAACAAAAUAAAAAUGAUUUUGAUACCAUUACAAAUAAAAAUGAAGAAUCCGCCUGUAUAAUACAAACCAAUUCAACUGCUACUAUUGUAGCCUCAAGUGCUGCCACCCCAUCACUAAUUGCACCCAAUGUUCCCUCUUCAUCAUCCUCAUCCUAUUCAAAUCCUACAACAACCUCAACAUCAUCAGUCUCAUCGCAACAACCACCAAACCAUAUUUCACCAAGCCAUCAACAAACUCUAUUAGAUUUAAAUCCAUUAGAACAAGCAUUUAACCAUUUAGAAAAAAUUAGAAAAGACUCUAAAAGAGUUUCAGAUAUUAACCUUAUGUCAAUUGAUGACUUAAAUGAAGAAAAAUCGGCUAUUAAAAAAGAAUUGCGUGACUUUGAUACAAAUUUCAAAAAACAAUAUGGUCAACUACCUAGAAAAAAUGAUAAAGAAAUCAUGAGACCCCUUUAUACAAGAUAUAGGGAAGUAAAAUCCUUAAUAGACUUAAAAUCACCUCAAUUAUCCAAUUCCUCAACCCCAAACUCACUUUCAACCUCAUCAAACACAACAACCCCAAUUUCAUUAUCAUCAUCGUCAAUUAAAAGUAAUGGUCAUCACAAUAACUAUAUAAAUAAUAAUAACUAUAAUAAUAAUAUGAAUGGCUCAUCCUCAUCAAUCUCCACAAUAUCUACCAUUAGCUCAUUAAGCAAUAGCCAAGAUUUACAACAAAAACAAAAUAGCUCAUCUUCAUCACUAAUAAGUAAUAAUGGAGCUAGUAGUAAUAAUAGUGGAUUUAAAUCUUCAUCACCUCCUAACUCAAAUUAUGUAUCACCUUAUGUUUCUCCAAGUGCCUCAUUUUCAUCUUUAUCAGAUUUACAAAACAAUCAAACACCAAAUAAUAAUAAUAAUAGCAACAAUAAUAAUAACAAUAAUAACACCAAUAGCUCAAAUAACUCACAAUCAAAUGAAAAACAACUACCAACUGAUUUAUCAAAACUAUCAACCAAUGAAUUAAAAGAACGUUAUAUUAAAGUAAAGGGUGAAAAGAGAACAUUACAAAUAGACUUACAUAGAUAUCAAUCCGAUUUUACUAAAAAGCAUGGCAGAAAAGUUCAAUUUGUCGAAGAUAGAGUUCCUGUACAGACAGAAUACGAAAAAUAUAAAGAAUUAAAAAUUGAACUAACUUUGAUAGAAAAACUAUUGGGUAUAAAUCCAGCCAAUCCUCAACAAUCACAACCACAGCCACAACAACAACAAAUCAGAAAAUAAUUAUGAUGGUUUGUUAAAUUACCAACUCACCAUAAUUACAAAUUAUCUACCCAAUAUAUUUAUGAAUUAUUUUUUUUUUUUUUUCAUUGGCCCUCUUUUUUUAUUUCUUUUUUUCGAAUUUUUAAAAUAUAAAUAAUAAAAAAAAGAUGUCAAUUUUGUAUAUUAAAAUUUUAAUACUUUUAUCCCUUUUGACUUAAUUUUUUAGUAUUUAUC